UUUAAGCACAAACCGAAUUUUCUUUCAUUUAGGCUAUAUAUUUUUUAAAUAGUUUAAAGUCGUAGAAUUUUUUUGGAAAGCAUUUCACCCUGGAGCGGUGCGCAAUGCUAUCCCACGCCGACCUCCUGGAUGCUCGCCUCGGUGAGUUAUCAUCGCCAAACUCCGGUCUUCAACUCUACUGGAUGAAAGAUGCCGCGGCGGAGCUCCUGGGUCAUAGGGAGGCUUUGAAGUGCAGGCUGGGAGCAGGGGGAUCGGAUACCGGGCAUCCUGGCGAUAUAGCCCCGGGCUCGGACAAUGUAGAAGGGGCGACACUGCUCCCUGGGGAGGACAUCAGCAAUGCUGGAUCCAAUCCCUCCGCAGUCCAGGUCAGCACAAAAGACCAGGACAAGCAGCAACAGCAACAGAACCAGAACCAGUCUGGAGGACAGACAAGCCAGCAGAAACAGAAGCGGCACCGGACCCGCUUUACUCCGGCCCAGCUUAACGAACUGGAGAGGAGCUUCGCUAAAACCCAUUAUCCAGACAUCUUCAUGAGAGAAGAGCUGGCGCUGAGGAUCGGUCUAACAGAGUCCCGCGUCCAGGUUUGGUUUCAGAACCGACGCGCCAAGUGGAAGAAGCGCAAGAAGACCACUAACGUCUUCAGAGCGCCCGGUACCCUGCUCCCCACUCAUGGCUUGACUCAUCAGUUCAACUCAGCAGCAGCCGCCGCAGCCGCCAUGGGAGACAGCCUCUGUUCCUUUCACGCCAAUGACACCCGCUGGGCGGCGGCCGGAAUGCCGGGCGUUUCUCAAUUGCAACUCCCCCCCUCCUUGGGCCGGCAGCAGGCCAUGGCUCAGUCCCUGUCCCAGUGCAGCCUUGGAGCUGGUCCCCCUCCCAACUCCAUGGGCCUGUCCUCCAACGGGUCCGGGCUCCAGUCUCACCUCUACCAGCCCGGCUUUCCAGGCAUGAUGCCCGGCUCCCUGUCCGGCUCUGCUAAUGUGACCGGUUCGCCCCAGCUUUGCAGCUCCCCGGAGAGUGACGUGUGGAGAGGGACUAGCAUCGCAUCCCUGCGCCGCAAGGCACUAGAGCACACAGUCUCAAUGAGUUUCACUUAAUAAUAACGAUCGCGGAGGCCUAAUAAAUGGCUUUGUUUGUUUUUUAAAUCCCCACCUCUA
Messenger RNA from Polyodon spathula (Mississippi paddlefish), 1154 nucleotides. RefSeq names its product homeobox protein orthopedia B-like. Lineage: Eukaryota; Metazoa; Chordata; Actinopteri; Acipenseriformes; Polyodontidae. The transcript has 3 exons. The record is from RefSeq and is a predicted model, not a curated record. The coding region runs from base 105 to 1094 and encodes 329 amino acids. Gene Ontology annotation, biological process: regulation of DNA-templated transcription; neuron differentiation. Gene Ontology annotation, molecular function: DNA-binding transcription factor activity, RNA polymerase II-specific; DNA binding.